Molecule: messenger RNA, 4025 nt
Organism: Microcebus murinus (gray mouse lemur)
Lineage: Eukaryota; Metazoa; Chordata; Mammalia; Primates; Cheirogaleidae
Gene: BRAT1
Product: BRCA1 associated ATM activator 1
Biological process (GO): positive regulation of protein phosphorylation; cell population proliferation; DNA damage response
Cellular component (GO): nucleus
Molecular function (GO): protein binding
Source: RefSeq, a predicted model, not a curated record
GCUCCCGGAGUUGCCGGGGCGGAGUGCCGGGCUGAGCUGAAAGGGCGGGCGAAUGCCGGGAAAGGGGUAGUCCGCGCUUAACAGUUUGCAAAGUGCGUCUCCCGCUCUGAUCUCAUAGGAGCUUCACCGCGGGCCGUGAAGGAUGAGUAGGAGGCGUGAUUAAUAAACAGUAGGCAAUCAAUGCCUGUUUAUCAAGUCAACAUCAAAAGAGAAAUGGCUUGUCCAACAGCACAGGCAACUAUUUCUGAACGGUGACGUUUAGAAUACUGUCUUCCUUAAUCUCCUAUCUUGGGCUCUCAGAGUCAGACCCAGUCACAGGACAAUAAAAAAAGAAAAAAAUGGAGAGCUUGUAUUGUAUUCAAAAUGCUGUUCAGGAACAUUCAGCUUCAAAAUUAAUUUAAAUUAUGAGUAAGUAUGAUUUGCUCUCUCUUCACAUAGGCCUCCAAGGCCAUCUGCUCUGUCUGAAACAGCAGCCUCGUAGCCUUUGCUUUAUUUUUCUGGCUUCCUGACAUUUACUAUCCACAAAAGCAUCCUGUGUCAGGAGUGUAAGCUUUCUGAGGGCAGGAGCUAUGUUUUGUCCCGGGCUGUAUCUGUAUCUUCAUCACCUGCAACAGGGUCUGGUACACAGCAGGUGCUCAAUAAAUAGGUAUUUGAUGUCCAGCAAGUUCUAUGACUUCUCUGCACCUGUCUCCUCAAUGUAAAGUGGAGAAAAGGGCCACUGGGAGCCUCAAAUGAGUCCGGAUCUGCAGAGUGCUGAGAACAGUUGCCUGUCCCAGACUGUAGGAAUUCUGCCUGCCGUUUCCUAACAUACAUCUGGUGUUGGCUCCAAAAUCUUGCUGUAAAACUAACGCUCUGGGAACAUGAGCCCUGUUUAUCCACUGGCUUUGAGAGCCCGUUUUGAGACCCUGAAGCCAGAUGCCCAAGGACGCCGGCGCUCGGACCAGAACCCUCUGACCGCUACUCGCUUUCCCGGCUCCCGCCCGCCCAGACGCGUGGCGCCCCGCCCAGCGAGGCCUCGCCCCUCAGGAAUAGCCCCGCCCCUUGGCAGACAGCCCCGCCUCCGGGGCGCUCCGCCCACCGGAUGCUCGGGCAUAUACCACGAGCGUCCUGGCUGGGGUGACAUGUCGGGGCGACCGCUUUGGCGCCGGCUUGUUGCCCAACCCCUCUCAGCCUGAGUGCCUUCUCCAAGCCGGGGUCUUCUGGGCUUCCAUAGCGGCCUCCAGGGGAGACAUCACGCUUUCCCACGCCCGCCGUCCCCUCUCCGGGCCGGCAAGUGGCACAGUCCGGAGGCGGAGCCUGCGGCGCGGGCGGGGCCUGCGGCGGACGCACAGACGACGCGCGCAGGGACCCGGCUUCAUCAUGGACCACGAAUGCGCCCGGCUCCUCCCGGCCGUCUGUGCUGUCCUGGCAGACCCCAGGCAGCCGGUGGCGGAUGACACCUGUUUGGAGAAGCUGCUGGACUGGUUUAAAACGGUAACUGAAGCAGAGUCCAGUCUCUUGCUGCUCCAGGAGAACCCCUGCUUGCUGGAGCUGCUGUCCCACGUGCCGACACUGCAGGACGUUAGUGCUGGGGUCCUCUCCUUCUCACUCCGUCUCGCAGGGAUAUUUGCAGCACAGGAAGACUGCUUCCAGUACCUUCAGGUGGAAUUGCUGCCGGGGCUCUUUGGGGCAGCGGGACCCCUAAGCCGAGCAGUCUGGGCUGUCCCCACUGUGCGCAGUGGCUGGAUCCAGGGUUUGCGCUCCCUCGCUCAGCACCCCAGCGCCCUGCACUUCCUGGCAGACCACGGUGCUGUUGACACCGUCUUCUCCCUGCAGGGAGAUGCCAGCCUGUUUGUGGCCUCAGCUGCUGGUCAGCUCCUGGUGCACAUCCUGGCUCUGUCUAUGGGAGGCAGGGCCGAGGGACACACCUGCCCUCAGGGCGAUGACUGGCCCACGUGUGCCCAGAAGAUCGUGGGUCAUAUCGAAGAGUCCUUAUGCUCCACAGACACCUCAAGGGUCACUCAGGCCCUCAACGUCCUGACCACCACCUUUGGGCGCUGCCAGAGCCCGUGGACAGAAGUCCUCUGGGAGCAGCUGAGUCCCCUCGUGGCCCGUCUGCUGGAGAGAGACCCCGUCCCAGCCCCACACCCACUUGUGGACCUGCUCCUCUGUGUGGCCCGUUCUCCUGUGCUCGGCUCUUCGGACCUCGGCCCGUGGGAGAUGACAGCUCAGGCCCUGAGCCGCCUGGGCCCCACCCAGGCAGGGCCCCUGGCGCUGGGGGUCCUGAAGCUGCACCUCUGCCCACAGGCACUGAGGACCCAGGCCUUUGGGGUGCUCCUCCAGCCCCUGGCCUGUGUCCUGAAGGCCACCACUCAAGCCCCUGGGCUCCCAGGCUUGCUGGACGGGACCUCGGAGGACUCUGUGGUGGCAGACGCUCUCCUGUCCUCCAAGUCGUCCUGCGUGGGCCUCCUGUGCCGGACCCUGGCCCACCUGGAGGAGCUGCAGCCGCUGCCCCAGCACCCCUCGCCCUGGCCCCAGGUGCCCCUGCUCAGGGCUGUGGUGACAAUACUACGUCUCUGCGACGGCUCGGCAGUGCCUGCCUCCAGUGUGGGGGGCUGCCUCUGUGGGACCCUGGCAGGCUGCGUCCGCGUGCAGCGGGCGGCCCUUGAUUUCCUGGGGACACUGUCUCAGGGGAUGGGCCCCCAGGAGCAGGUGACACAGGUGUUUGCCAUCCUCCUGGAAUACCUGGAGCGCCCCGACUCCAGCCCCAUGGUUCUGAAGAAGGCCUUCCAGGCCACCCUCAGGUGGCUCCUGAGCUCAGCCAGGACACCCGGCUGCUCUGGUCUCGGCCCACACGCGGUGCUGUUUCUUCCAGAGCUGUUCCCUGUGCUGCAGAAACGCUUGUGCAGCCCCUGCUGGGAGGUGAGGGACUCGGCCCUCGAGUUCCUGACCCAGCUGAGCAGGCACUGGGGAGGGCAGGCCGACUUCAGACACGUGCUCCUCGAAUCAGAGGUGCCCGAGCUCACCCAGCAGCUCCUGCAAGAUCCCGAGAGCUACGUCCGUGCCAGCGCAGUGACUGCCAUGGGGGAGCUCUCCAGCCGGGGCUUGCACGCCACCCCCACUAGUCCCGAGCAGCCAGAGGUACAGCAGAGCCUGCUUCCAGAGUUCCUGCACAUCCUCUCUGCAGACUCGGAGGGUUUCCCGCGGAGAGCUGUCAUGCAGGUCUUCACAGAGUGGCUGAGGGGUGGCCACGCCGACGUGGCCCGGGACACAGAGCGGUUUAUGGCCACAGUGCUGCAGGUGGUGAGCCGGGACCUGGACUGGGAGGUGCGGGCCCAGGGUUUGGAGCUGGCGCUGGUGUUCCUGGGCCAGACGCUGGGACAGCCAGGCCCCCACUGUCCCUACACUGUGACCCUGCCCAAGGCAGCCCCACCCAGUCCCCUCACUGAGGUGCUGGGGGCUCUCUGCCGGGUGCGGCUCUUCGAGUUUGCCUUUCGUGCCUUGUUUGACUGUGACCGACCUGUGGCCCAGAAGUCCUGUGACCUCCUCCUCUUCCUGAGGGACAAGACUGCACCCUACGGCAGCCCGUGGGAGGCGGGGGGCAGCCCAGACUCAGCUUCUGUGGAGGCUGCCCUGCAGAGGUGGCAGGCAGGUGAGCAGGGCCAGCCCCUGGGGGACCUGGAGCCGGAGGCCAUGCUGGCUACGCUGAGAUCCAUAGACCUGGAGGGCCUCCGGGGCACACUGGCCCAGGGCAGCGACCACGUGGAGAAGAGCCCCCAGUCCCUCCUGCGGGACAUGCUGGCCACAGUGGGCAUCCUGCAGGAGAACCAGGCCGACUGCUACUGAGGCAGGGAGGCUGCGCCUCGCCCUUCCCUGGGCCGCUGCCUUCCCGAUGGCUCCAGCCCAGCCUGGCUGCGCGACGGACCCUCCAGGGAAGCCGGGACUGGGAGAGAAGCUAGAUUUUUAAAAAUCCCACAUUUUGAUGUAUUAUUAAAGAAGUGGCUUAUUUUCUACUCAAAAUAAAUGGCAAUGAAGUCUUUGAUCCA